Messenger RNA from Antrostomus carolinensis (chuck-will's-widow), 342 nucleotides. RefSeq names its product pancreatic alpha-amylase-like. The annotation marks the transcript as partial. NCBI's taxonomy places the organism in Eukaryota, Metazoa, Chordata, Aves, Caprimulgiformes, Caprimulgidae. The transcript has 3 exons. The record is from RefSeq and is a predicted model, not a curated record.
UAAAAUGGCAGUUGGUUUCAUGCUUGCUCAUCCAUAUGGGUUCACACGUGUGAUGUCAAGUUUUCGCUGGCCAAGAUACUUUGUAAAUGGACGGGAUGUCAAUGACUGGAUUGGACCACCAAGUAACUCGGAUGGAUCAAUAAAGCCUGUUACAAUCAAUGCAGACACUACCUGUGGCAACGACUGGGUUUGUGAACAUCGUUGGCGUCAAAUAAAGAACAUGGUUAUCUUCCGUAACGUGGUGGAUGGUCAGCCUUUCUCCAACUGGUGGGAUAACGGCAGUAAUCAAGUAGCCUUUGGCCGUGGUAAUAAAGGCUUCAUCGUUUUUAAUAAUGAUGACUG